Messenger RNA from Pseudoliparis swirei, 4970 nucleotides. Its product is annotated as gastrula zinc finger protein XlCGF57.1-like. The coding region runs from base 553 to 2421 and encodes 622 amino acids. The transcript has a single exon. Gene Ontology annotation, biological process: regulation of transcription by RNA polymerase II. Gene Ontology annotation, cellular component: nucleus. Gene Ontology annotation, molecular function: RNA polymerase II transcription regulatory region sequence-specific DNA binding; DNA-binding transcription factor activity, RNA polymerase II-specific. NCBI's taxonomy places the organism in Eukaryota, Metazoa, Chordata, Actinopteri, Perciformes, Liparidae. The record is from RefSeq and is a predicted model, not a curated record.
UGUUUCCGCUUGUUCAGCGUCCAGAGUGCCGUGUAGUUUGGUCCUGCCGAUGGUUAACAGGACCUGGCGACUAUAUUUGUGUUCCGACGUAGACAGACAAGGCGAAGACGAACAAUUUUUGAACGAACUUUUGCACAAACAUUUAGUAACAGAACAAAACACCAAAUGGUCAGGACAGAGGGGCCGCUGCGUCCGUACACGCCGCCAUCUUGAAAACACAUCUUUUCCGACUAUACCUUGAAUAAAAAUAGAUUAGUAUUUCAGUCACACUUGAAUUGCACUAUGGUAUUACUCAUGUCAUUACUUAUGGUAUUACUUAUUGUAUUAUUUUUGUAGUUUGACUUUCUUGAAAAAAUGUUACUUUCUUUAUUGUUGUUCUGAGUUUGUACUCGUGAUUGAAUUCACUUAUUGUAAGUCGAUUUGGAUAAAAGUGUCUGCUACAUGAUAUGUAAUGUUCUUUUUAUUUAGAGGUCAUGCUUCUCUCAUACACAACUAACUCACAGAUGUGUCAGUGAUAUACUUAUUAUAACAGUAUAAUAUGAGAUUCAAAAGAUGUAUAAAUGUAUGUUACUAUUUUCCACAGACGUCCAGCAGCUGUUGGUGGUUAAAGAAGAGGUUCCUUCUGAGCAGCAGGUCUGGAGCUCCAGUCUGGACCAGGUGCAUCCAGAGCCCCCGCUAGUUAAAGAGGAACAGGAGGACCAGGAGAACCCUGAGCCCCCCCACAUUAAAGAGGAACAUGAGGAACUCUGGACCAGUCAGGAGGGAGAGCAGCUUCAAGGGCUGGAGGAUGCUGGUCUCAAGUUCUCAUUCACUCCUGUGAAGAGUGAAGCUGAAGAGGAAGCUCAGUCCUCUCAGCUUCAUCAAAGACAAACUGAACAGAUGGAAAUAGAAGCUCAUGGAGAUGAUUGUGGAGGACCAGAACCAGCCAGGAACCCAGAUGCAGAUAGACCUCCAGAUCCUGACGAGGAGACUGGAGACUCUUCUGAACCAGAUACUGAUGACUCUGUUGAUUGGAAGAAGACCAGAGAACCUCAAUCAGGUUUAAACUCGUUGAAUAAUGAUGACGUUUCUGUCAGUGAUUCAAAAUGUAGUUCUAGUAAGAAACCAUCAGGAAAUUUUAAGAAACACAUGCUAACUCACACAAGAGAGAAACCUUUCAGCUGCUCAGUCUGUAAAACAUCUUUUACAGAGAGAGGAACUUUAAAGAGUCACAUGUUCACUCACACACGAGAGAAACCUUUCAGAUGCUCAGUCUGUAAAAUAUCUUUUCCACGGAGCGGUCAUUUAAAGAGUCACAUGUUAACUCACACAGGAGAGAAACCUUUCAGCUGCUCAGUCUGUAAAACAUGUUUUGCACACAGUGGAAAUUUAAAGAGUCACAUGUUAACUCACACAGGAGAGAAACCUUUCAGCUGCUCAGUCUGUAAAACAUGUUUUGCACACAGUGGAACUUUAAAGAGUCACAUGUUCACUCACACAGGAGAGAAACCUUUCAGCUGCUCACUCUGUAAAAGAUCUUUUGCACAGAGCAGUUUAUUAAAGAGACACAUGUUAACUCACACAGGGGAGAAACCUUUCAGCUGCUCAGUCUGUAAAACAUCUUUUACAGAGAGAGGAACUUUAAAGAGUCACAUGUUAACUCACACAGGAGAGAAACCUUUCAGCUGCUCAGUCUGUAAAAGAUUUUUUACACUGAGCAGUCAUUUAAAGAGACACAUGUUAACUCACACAGGAGAGAAACCUUUCAGCUGCUCAGUCUGUAAAACAUGUUUUGCACACAGGAUAACUUUAAAGAGUCACAUGUUCACUCACACACGAGAGAAACCUUUCAGAUGCUCAGUCUGUAAAAUAUCUUUUCCACGGAGUGGUCAUUUAAAGAGUCACAUGUUAACUCACACAGGAGAGAAACCUUUCAGCUGCUCAGUCUGUAAAACAUGUUUUGCACACAGUGGAAAUUUAAAGAGUCACAUGUUAACUCACACAGGAGAGAAACCUUUCAGCUGCUCAGUCUGUAAAACAUGUUUUGCACACAGUGGAACUUUAAAGAGUCACAUGUUCACUCACACAGGAGAGAAACCUUUCAGCUGCUCACUCUGUAAAAGAUCUUUUGCACAGAGCAGUUUAUUAAAGAGACACAUGUUAACUCACACAGGGGAGAAACCUUUCAGCUGCUCAGUCUGUAAAACAUCUUUUACAGAGAGAGGAACUUUAAAGAGUCACAUGUUAACUCACACAGGAGAGAAACCUUUCAGCUGCUCAGUCUGUAAAAGAUUUUUUACACUGAGCAGUCAUUUAAAGAGACACAUGUUAACUCACACAGGAGAGAAACCUUUCAGCUGCUCACUCUGUAAAACAUGUUUUACACGGAGUGGUCAUUUAAAGAGUCACAUGUUAGCUCACACAAGAGAGAACUCAUUUUAGUUGUUUUGGUAAAGUUGACAUUUAUUCGACUCCCUCACUUGUCAACAAGACCUUGAGAAACUGGACCUCCCUCGUUUGGGGCAGUGACUCACUUCCAACUGGGAGGACUCUAUCCACUAACCACUACGAAGCCAUCUUCACUAAGAGAAUAUCAUCUGGGUAGAGUAGUCACCGAGUUUGUUUUGUUUAGCAUUAUUUGCUCUGUUAUUUGUCAUGUAUUUUAUGAGCCACCGAGUGUUCCUGUUGUGCUUGUAGCUGCUGUCAUAGCGAUCCAGUCUGCUGACAUUUGUUGAGUUGAGAUCCUCCACCAAGAAUAUGUCAGCAGACUGUAUUUCAUCAGUUAUCUCUAUGAAGACAUGUCAACAUGUUCUCCUCUAUGAAGACUUCAUGUCAACAUGUUCGCCUCUAUGAAGACAUCAUGUCAACAUGUUCUCCUCUAUAAAGACAUCAUGUCAACAUGUUCUCCUCUAUAAAGACAUCAUGUCAACAUGUUCUCUAUAAAGACAUCAUGUCAACAUGUUCUCCUCUAUGAAGACAUCAUGUCAACAUGUUCUCCUCUCUGAAGACAUCAUGUCAACAUGUUCUCCUCCAUGAAGACAUGUCAACAUGUUCUCCUCUAUGAAGACAUCAUGUCAACAUGUUCUCCUCUAUGAAGACAUCAUGUCAACAUGUUCUCCUCUCUGAAGACAUCAUGUCAAUAUGUUCUCUAUAAAGACAUCAUGUCAACAUGUUCUCCUCUCUGAAGACAUCAUGUCAACAUGUUCUCUAUAAAGACAUCAUGUCAACAUGUUCUCUAUAAAGACAUGUCAACAUGUUCUCUAUGAAGACAUCAUGUCAACAUGUUCUCUAUAAAGACAUCAUGUCAACAUGUUCUCCUCCAUGAAGACAUCAUGUCAACAUGUUCUCUAUGAAGACAUCAUGUCAACAUGUUCUCCUCUAUGAAGACAUCAUGUCAACAUGUUCUCCUCUAUGAAGACAUCAUGUCAACAUGUUCUCCUCUACACAUGAAGACAUCAGCAUCGCCAGUUCAACCCAUCCAGUGGAAUCUAGUCUUUGGCUUUUAUUUUCUACACAUGUGAGACGUUCAAAGUCCAGCUGGCCCUGAACGCAGCACAGCCCAGUAAUGAGAGCCGUUGGCUCCUGCUGAGCUUCACUGUUGAUUUUGAGACAUUAUUAAUGACUUUUUAAGCCCCGUUCUGGAGUCAGUUUUAAGAUCUUUGAACAUUCAACAGAUACUUGAUACUCUUUUUGAUUGUUCUCAUUAAAUCACACAAUAUGUCCCUCAUCUUAGCCAAGAGCUACACAUUAUAAUACAUAUGUGUCUCAUCCUCACUUCAUCAGAACAUGUUGCUAUACACAUUAGUUACAGAUCAUCUUUAGUCAGUUUUACACGUCAUCUAUAAUCUUUACCUACAUGUUGCAGGUUACUUUAAUAUGAAUAGUAAAACCCUCAGAAUGAAGUUUGAGCAGGAGACAGAAUAAUAUGAACGUCCAAUGAUCACAAAAGAUGGAACACGUGACGUCAGAGACGAUCUGGAGACUUUUCAGUUAUUAUAAACACAACACGCGUUACCUUGAUGCUCCAUGGAGCAGCUCCCUGCUGUGACCACCGUCAAGAAUGUGUGUGUGUGAGGAGGAGGAGGAGGAGGAGGAGAGACCCUCUGGUUGCUGUCUCACCCUUGUGGUUGUUGUUGUUGGGACUGCAGCUCAUGGACUGGAGAGUUGAAUUUCAAUUCAAGAGACAGUGUGUGAGAUUUAUCGGCAUCUCGAGGUGACGAGGCUGCAGAUAGCAGCACCAGCAAGACCCCCCCCCCCCCUCCUCAGGCAGCAAAGAAGACCACAACACUCUAAUAGACAGUAAACUUCAGGCCGACUGCUUCUGUCUCAGCUUGUUUGUAAAAUAAAUAAAAUAAUAUUGUGUGCACCUUGAUAGCGCUCUAUAGUCCCACAUGUGUCUCUUGAGCCAGUGUAAGGCCACCAGGUACAGGUGGGGUCAGCUGGGUGAAGGUGACACAAGAUGUGCUCAUGAAUAUGAUUCCUGCGCUGACGUUUAAUGGAGAGAAAUGGAGGAGAAAUAUAUUUUGUGUGUCCCUGAAUUCCAAAGUCAUAUAACUCUACUUUGCAAUACUUCACACACAUGUGCACUGUGUUCACUGUUUUAUUUCCUCUCAAUGUUUUAACCUUGGUCGCAUAUUUUUAAGAAACAACAUAUUGACAUGACUUUUCUCUAUUUCGCUGUUUUUCAUGUUGUCCUUUCAGAAAUGAAAUGUACAGAAGAAGCCUGUUUAUUCCUGGAGUGUUGAAAAAUUGGUUCAAUGUUGUUCUUCCAUAUUUGUCCCAGAGUUUGUAAGCAAGCUGCAGCUGCUGGUUUUUCUUUUCAAACUAAAUAUGUGUGUUCAUGAUAAAUGUUUAAAUGGUUGCUUAAGAAAGUUACAUUUAUAAUUUGCAUGUUAAAUGAAUAUUCUUCAUUUAUGAAAUGUAUUUUUCACUGGUAUGAUUUCCACUCUGUUACAUCCAGAUUAUAAUUAAAUGAAAUCAACAAAUAUUAA